AUGAUGCUAUUUUUGACUUUAUUCAACAGGUUCCUGGUGAGCCUUGCCACAUGCCCAAUAAAUAGCUCGACAUGCACUGUUUCAUCAACUUCAUACAUAACAUGUGACUCUAGUCGGUUUUUGGUUGACAGCAAAAUAUGUGCUGAUUCUUGUCCUUCUCUUUUUACUACAAGUACAAAUUUAUGCACUUCAACGAGCACAAACUGCGAUGUGCCAACGACAGCAAAUGCCGUUGUUUUUAGACUUCUAUUUUCAACGGUCACAGAUCUAACUCUUUCAUCUAUCGCGAGCGAUGUUGAUAAUACCGAACUUUUCCAAAACCCUGGCGGAGUCUCAUACAAUUCUCAGACACAAAAUUCUCCUCUUCCAACAGUAGACCGCGGCUUUUAUUUUGCAACAACAUCAAGCAUUACCAGCAGCAAAAGCCAUAUUCCAGGGCCUUAUUUUAUAUUGAAUACUUGAAUUAAGCCUCAGAGCGGUGGGGCUGGACAAUUUUUCGUUGUUUCUUAUAAUUCAAAGAAUUAUAUACGUUGCUAUUAUGAUACUGAACUGAUGAAAAUAGACAUCAUUGCGCAGAGCUCUACUGGGAGUGGUGAGACAACAAAAACAAUACAAAGCGCUGUCCAGGCAUCACAUUGAUGACAGCAAUUAAGCAUUCAGUUUGCCCAAAGCGAUUGCAGCACUCUAGGUGUCACUUUUUGAUUCAACGCUGCAUUUGUUGCAGUAGCUCCAUUCAGUAGCGUAGAAGCAAGCUUUCCUAAUAGCAAUUCUUAUACGUGAACAAUUGGGAAAGGAGGAGGAAACAACUCAUUUAAUGGAUUCAUUUGGUUUAUUGAAGUCAGAUAUGAUGGGACUAAGAAUUAUGGAGCCAGCUUUACACCUAAUGCUAGAGAGUGCUUUGUUAACGCAUAUUGAAAUGGCUCAUCAUGCAUAAGUUGCCCUACUAAUUGCUCAGGGUGACCUUGGUGCACUAGUGCAACUAGUUGCGCUGGAUGUGGUAUUGCAGAUUGCGGCACUUGCCCAGCUUAUGGGUCAUCUACAUGUACAAGCUGUAUUACAGGUGUUUUACCGAACUGCUGUGACAUCUUGGCGACUACUUGUACUCAGACGUGGUCAAAUACUGCUUGCCAAACAGGAAAAGUUCUGGUUCAAGGGGUCUGCUUGUAUGCAUGCCCAUAUGGCUUUGGAAACUGUGCAUCAGUCAGCUCCGCUGUAAUAACUGCUGAUUUUCUGACUUCUUUUGCUGGCAGCUAUGGGACAGCUUUAAUAACGGGAGCAAGCGCUUCAAGUUAUUACUUCUGAAACUCUCCAGAAGGAGCAGAUCCGAUUCCUGCGAAAUAUCGAGGUCUUUACUUUAACGGUAGUGCAUAUCUCUCUGGGUUAAUAAAUUUAUCACACACGUGAAGUAUGGCAUUUUGAGUUUACGCUAUGAGUGGAACAAUAAUUGGCCACAGCACAGGCCAACUUUCACUUUCUUCUAGUGGAACGCUUUCAUUUGACUUACAAAAAUGAGACGCAACAUAUGCUAGUUAUACUGCCUCGCAUUCAAUUCCUGCAGGCACUUGGAAAUAUGUCUCAUAUUCUGUGGGGUUUGCAAGCAAAACCUCAACUAUUACCCCAUAUUUAAACAAUGCAGCCGGUACGGCAACUACAGCCACAAAUUAUGUGUUCAGGCUUCCAGCUGGAGAAACUCUCUAUAUAGGUAAAAGCGGAAGCACUUAUUUUAAUGGGUUUAUUAGCUAUUUUCAGUUAUGAGGAGUUACAAUUACAGGAUUUAGCUCAGGCUACAAUUAUUAUGGAUUUUCUGGAGGAGUUGUAAGCUCUUUAUGGCCGUGCGCUUUUAAUCAAUACUAUGAUGGAUCUGCCUGCCAACCCUGCUUGGGCACAUGCACAAAUGGCUGUGCUCGAGCGAACUCAUGCAAUAUAUGUGUAAAUGAUUUAUGCACCAAAUGUAAUAAUUAUUCAUCAGGGACUUGCUAUGAAUGUGUAACCCAUGCCUCAGGGGUUACAUGUGCAUGCGAUUCUGGAUAUUAUCAGCCUUCAGGUUUAGCUCAGUGUGACAUUUCAGUUUGCUACAGCACUUGCUCUACAUGCCUAGCGUCAUCGUCUGCCUAUUAUCAAUGCACAGCAUGCCAAACUAACUACUAUUUGUUUUUAAGUUCUAUGUGCAUUUCAAGCUGCCCUUCAGGUUAUACAACUGAAACAAGUUCUUGCACUUUUUCUUCAUCCAUUAGUCUUAGCUUGUCGUUUUAUGAUCAGAUUCUCCUGAACUCAGUCUCAGGGGUACAAGUCGGUUCAUCAAGCUCAAAUACUUAUCCUUCCUAUGACGGUAAUGACCCAUAUCCAGCUUAUCUUAGAGGGUAUUAUUUUUCUGGAACAAAUUACUUAUCAACCAGCACUGUGAUAGGCCCAUAUUUCACAAUUUCUAUAUGGAUAUUUCCAACUGCAUAUGGCAUUAUUGCCACAAAAGUAGUUUCUGGGUGUGAAAUAUUUUGCCUUGAAAUUUUAAGCGGCACUGGAUAUCCCAAACUGUCUGUAGUUUGGGCUGACUCUAGCACCUUUUCUGUCACCUUAUCCUCCAAUGUAAUAACUAACAGCUGAAAUUUUAUUGUUUUUACAGGGAAGCAAGAUUCAACCUAUGCAACUGCCAUUAAUUCAUAUUUAAAUUCGGCAACUAAAGAUUCAGGUCUCUCUUCUGGACUUACUUUUUUUCAGGACAACAGUUCUGGGACCCUUUAUAUAGGAACAAUGGAAACCUUUACUGGCGGUUUUACAGGUUUUUUAUAUAAUAUAAACAUUUUUAACCAAGGAAAUUUACAGCUGAACGACUAUACAACUUCAAGCUGCACUUUGCCAUGCACAAGCUGCCCUAGUGAUCAUGGCUGUCCUAAUACAUGUGCAUUUUCUAACUCCCCUCUCAUUAAAUCUAACAAAAAAUUUUGUUCAAAUUUAAAGGGAAGUUAAGAAAUUUUUUAUACGAAAAAAUCAAUAUAAAAAUUUUUAUAAAAACAAAUUUCAAAAAUUUAUCGAAUUAGAUUAAUAAAUUUGUUUAAUAAAAUGCUGUUUACUCAUUAUACUUUAAAAUAAAUCAAGAUAUAUAACUAAAUUUUCAUUAUUAGUUAAUACACCACUAUUAAUUGGUAUCAUAACUAUUUACACAAAAAUUAUUAUUUUUAUUGAUAAAAAUUUAAAAAAAAAUUGUAGGAAAUUUAUCGAUUAAAAUGCUAAAUUUUAGUUAAAUAAGAUGCUAUUUAUACUUUAUUCUUUAAAAUAACCAAGAAACAAAGUAAAUUUUUGAUUUUUGUAAAGAAUUUGCAUUGAAUUUAUAUCAAAAUUAUUUAAAUAAACAUUAUUUUUAUCUAAAAAAAAUAAAUGUUUUUUGGAAAAAUUUAGCGAUUAAGGAUAAUAAAUUUAAAUAGCAUGCUCUUUAUACUCUUUUCUUUAAAUAAGAGCAAGAUAUAACUAAAUUUUUAAUUUUAGUUAAGAAGAAACAUUUAACUUCUAUCAAAACUUUUUACAUAAAAAAUUAUGAUUUUUAUGUAUAAAAUUUUUUUAAUUUAAAGGGGCUUAAUUUACCAAAAAAAUGGAAAUUUUACAUAUAUUUUGUUCCAAUUUUAAAGGGGGAGUAAGUAUUAUAAUGGGUCAAAUUGCAUUGAUUGUGUUUCCUGUCCUAAGGGAUGCAGAUAUACUGACACGUGUGGACUGUGCAAGACAAAGCAAUGCUAUUCAUGCACCACUUUUACUGGUACCUGCUCAAGCUGUAUAACAAAUGCAGAAAGUGAUGGGUCUGGAGGCUGCCAAUGCUAGCUAUUAAGAUUUAUAGAGAAGUUUGCUGUUUUUCCAUAAGUACUGCCUCAUCUCUAACACUUCCCUGCUUGAUCGCAAGCUCACUUUUAUACAAAGGUUGCUCAUGCUGAAUUUUCUGGCCAGAUAAAAUUGAAAUCCGUAGUCCAGAGCAUAACGCCUGAUUUCACCUUUGGAAGCAUCGCGAUAGGUCAAGACUAAUGGCAUUGAAUUUGCUGGGGUGUCUUUCCCAAUUUCCCACUGAGGCAAGAAUUUGACAUUGGAGUAAAGCAUGUGGUUGGCCGAUCCAAUUUUGAGCUUCACAGAAAAGAAAAAUUUGGCCGGAGCACAUUCCAAACACCCAUUCUACCUUCCUCAAGAUCCUGCUCACCCUGUAGGAUGCCAGCUGCAGGAUUUAAGAUGGUGGGUUAUUGGCCAUGUCAUUCUAAUUUAUAUUAAGGCUGCCAAUGCGAGGCAAAUGCUUUUUGGCAGUCUACCACUGCCACUUGUGAUUUUUGUGAUGCGCUUUGUGCUAUAUGCAAACAAACCACCUAUUUUGAGUGUAAUACAUGUGCAGCAGGGAAACAGAUGGUAGGGAUCAUCUGCUUAAAUGACUGUCCUUAUGGAUAUGGGACUUCAUGCUCCUCAGUCACAACUGCUGUUAUUGACCAAUCCUUUGAUACUGAUUUUCAAGGGUCUUAUGGGAUUUUUACAACAGGGACUUCCUCAAGCACUUACCAGCCAUUUGUAACUCCAGAAACUAUAGACCCUGUUCCUGCAUAUAAAAGAGGCCUCUAUUUUGAUGGAAGCAUGUACUUGUUGUCUUCCACUUCUGUUUACCUUUCUCACAGUUUCUAUAUGGGAUUAUGAAUUUAUGUAAUUACAUAUGGAGAUUUAUUACAAAAACAAACAAGACUAACAGUUUCGUCAGCAGGCACAAUUACAGCAAUAGUAGAAUCCACUGCUCAAGUGGCUUCUACACAAACCUUAACUCCAAGUUCUACGUUUACAGGCUGGGCUUAUGUUUCCUUUUGUGUAUGAUACUCCUCAAACGCCACUCCUAUCUCUCUAUAUAUAAAUGGAGCUGCAGCUGGGUCAAUUACUAUUAGUGGAAAUAUCUUCAGAGACCAAGCAUCAACGAGCCUGCAAUUAGGUAAAAGCAGUUCUUCUACUGGGUUCGUUGGGUUUAUCUACUAUUUCCACUUAUAUAAUACCCAGAUUACAAAUUUCGCUUCUCUUUAUAGUGGCUUUACAUUCUGUGGGUCUGGGACAUCUUGCUUAUGAUCGUGUGAUAUAUCUACCUACAAAAAUAGUGGCUCUUACUUAGCUUGUAGUACCUGCAGUAAAGGCUGCGUCAGAGCUAAUACUUGUAACGUCUGUAACGAUGUAUUAUGCUCAGUCUGCACUGGCUUCGACUCAGGGAAAUGCACAACUUGCGUGACUAAUGCAUCAAAAAAUCCGACUAAUUGUGUCUGCAACUCUGGAUAUCGAACUUCAAAUGACGGAUUUUCUUGUGUAGCUUGCUCUUCAGGAUGCAAUACCUGCACAGGAGAUGGAUAUUAUCAAUGCACGAGCUGCACCAGUGGCAAAUACUUUCUUAAUAUCCAGUGUCUUUCUGAAUGCCCAUCAGGAUACACACAAAAUUCCUCCACAAAGAAUUGUGACCUUACAACUGCCUCAUUUCCUUUUUCUUUUUCUAAUAUAAUCCUACUUGGAAGUGUUUCUGGUAGUGACGUAGGGUCAUUAGCCACAAAUGCAUAUCCUACUUAUGAUUCAAAUGACCCAUAUCCAGCCUAUUUGCGAGGGUAUUAUUUCAAUCCUACUAGCUAUAUGAAAGCCAGCUUUAUGUUUGCCCCUAACUUUUCUAUCUCUAUAUGGAUAAAAGCGGAAGCAGAGGGUUAUGUUCUAGCAAAAUACAGAGGAGGGUCAGUGAAAGGUAGUGUGUCAAUAAAGUCAACUGGAGAGCCUACUAUAAGCUUUCCUUUAUCAGACUCAUCGAGCACUAUUACCCUGGAUGGCGCUUCAAGCGUCCUUAACUCUUGAUAUUAUGUAUCGUUCAACUGGAAAAUCAAUGCUGAUGGCACAACAACUGUGAGCUCUUAUAUCAAUGGAGGUUCUCUUCUGUCUGCUUCUAGCGCUACACCGCUUUAUCUUCAAGAUAGCAGCUCUGGGAGUUUUUAUAUGGGAUAUUCAAGUGCAGGGUUUAAAGGGUUCUUGUGGAAAACUACUAUUUACCCCCAAGAGGGGCAUGCAUCCGAUGACUUGCUUAUAGGAGGAUGCUCAGGCACCUGUGCGAGGUGCCCAGUAGAUUUGAGUUGUCCAGAUGAUUGCCCAAUGACUCAAUUCUAUAGCGGCUCAGGCUGCACAACUUGCAAAGGGAAUAAUUGCCCUAAAGGCUGUAGAAAUACUGAUACUUGUCGAAUCUGCAAGACCAGAGAGUGCGCUACAUGCACAUCAUUUACAGGAGGAAAUUCUUGCUUGACUUGCAUUACAAACGCUGUGAGUGAUGGCUCUGGAGGCUGCACCUGCGCUUUUAAUGCUUUUUGGGUUUCUUCGUCAGAAACUUGCGAAAUUUGCGAUUUAGCUUGCUCGACAUGCUUAAAAACGACUUAUUUUGAAUGCUCUACAUGCUUAGUAAGCUAUCAAUUAGUAGGGACUGUGUGUUUGAAUAGUUGUCCUUAUGGCACUUCUUGUUCAUCAGUAACAACCCCUGUUAUAAAUCUAUCUUUUGACGCGGAUUUUCAAGGCUCAUAUGGAAUCUUUGCAACAGGAACAAAUUCGGCAACUUAUCAAUUUUUUUACAGUCCUGAGUCAGUUGACCCUAUUCCAGCCUAUAAGCGAGGGCUAUACUUUAAUGGGAACAUGUAUUUAUUAUCAUCAGCCACCGUACUGCUUUCGCAUAGUUUUUCUAUAGGAGCAUGAAUUUAUGUAAAAACUGAUGGCAAUUUAUUAGAAAAGCCCAGUCGAUUUAUAUUAUCUUCAACAGGGAGCAUUUCAGCUACCAUGACUGACCCUUCUCAAGCAACAUCCCCUCAAUCCUUGUCUUCAGGCACCACACUGACUAACUGAAACUACUUAUCAGUCACUUUUAGCUAUACUUCAGAUAUUACAACAUUGACAAUUUAUGUUAAUGGCGGAUCAGUUGCAACUUUACCAAUUACCAACUAUAUUUUACGUGAUCUUAGCUCGACUUACUUAAUGAUUGGGAAAAGCAGCAGUUCUUCUGGCUUUGUAGGCUUCAUUAAUAGCUUUCAAUUAUGAAAUUCACCUAUCAGCUCUUUUACAGCCUAUAUAAACGCUCCGUGUGGCUCAGGGCAUGCUUGUUUAUGGUCUUGCGAUUUGACGAGCUACUAUGGUGGAGCAAUAUGCACUUCUUGUAAUUCAUGCAGCAGCGGGUGUGUAAAUGGUAAUUCAUGUCAUAUCUGCGAUGAUAUUUUGUGUUCAGUCUGCACAGGAUUCAGCUCAGGAAAGUGCACUCAAUGUGUAUCAAAUGCUUCUCUAAGCCCAACCACCUGUGUUUGUAAUGAAGGAUACAGAACGUCAGAUGAUGGUUUUUCCUGUGUAGCUUGCCCUGCAGGAUGCUCUCACUGUUAUAAAGAUGUGGCCUCUGAUAAAUGCUCUUCAUGUCUUUCAGACUAUAUUUAUUCCUCUUCUACUCAGCUUUGCACAUUUGGGUGUCCAAUAGGAUAUUCCAAGGUCAAUGGUCAGUGUGUAUUGAUAACGACCUUAAUUUUUGAUUUAAAUUUGAAUACUCUUGAAGGAGUCAUUUAUGACGCUGCAAGCUUGGUGCCUGUGGUCACUGGGUCAACCGAACAGUUUUAUCCUGACUAUGAAGUUGAUGAUCCAAUCCCUGCAUACUUAAGAGGUUUCUGGUUUAAUGGCCAGACCUCUAUUUUAAGACUUCCAGAUUAUGGAGCUUAUACAAGCCCCAAAAUAACUCUAAUACCGUAUUUUACUAUCUCAGUAUGGCUGAACACCGAAACUCAAAAUGCAGCUAUUUUGUCUAAAAAUGAUGCCAGCAACAGCUAUUCAAUAGUUUACUCCAUAAAUUUAAUGAGUGGGCAGCCUGUAUUUACAUUAUUCAUCAAUUCAUCUCAAUUUCUCUAUAUUUCACAGAAAUCUCUGUCUUAUUAUGAGUGAAGCCAUUUAUCAAUUACAGCAAAUGUUGACGGUAACGGAAAUACUAUAAUAACUUGCUAUAUAAAUGGAAUCAAAGACUCAGAUGCGACGGUAUCAGGCAGCUCUUUUCAAGAUAUCACCACAUCCACAGUAAUGGCAAUUGCUGCACAGACAGGGAAUGGCAAUACUAUAUAUAAUUAUUUUAAAGGAUUUAUUUAUCAGGUGCAGAUAUAUAAGGGUAUAAAAUCUAUAUUAAGCUUAUCUACAACCUCCUGCACUGAAAGCUGUAGUGUUUGCCCAAUAACCCAAAUUUGCAUCCCCAACUGUAAAAUAACUCAAUAUUGAAGCGGCCCAGGCUACAAUGUCUGCUAUCAGUGCAAUGUAAAAUGCACAGAAAGCUGCAGAAACUGGCGGUCUACUUGCUCCCUUUGCAGCAAUUUGCUAUGUGAUACUUGCAUAGCCUAGAAGGGCAUUUAGCUCUCCUUGGACUAGCAACUUUCGCUUCAGCUCGUGGAGUUGGUCCGGUGACAUAAGUUGCCAAAUCAGCCCCACGAGUUGACAAACAGCAGACAUAUGCUUACUCUCAACUCGUGGAGUUGGCUUGGCAACUGAUGAAGCCGAGAAACUCUACAAAUUUGCUCGCCGAAGAUAGCUAAAAGCCCUCCAAGCUAUACUGAUUAUUCUUCAACUGGGUGUACAGCUUGCAAAGAAAAUGCUAUUAAUACUGAUUCAUGCAUUUGUGGGGAAAAUUAUGUGCUGGAUUAUUCCAAUAACAGCACUUGUGUCCCUCUUACUCCUGGAGGCUUCCGAGGAUCUGAUGGGCUAUUUUAUUCAUGCCCAAACUACUGCACAUAUUGUGAAUCUCUGUCAAAAUGCACUGCUUGUGUAGAGCAUGCAAGCUUGAAAAACGAUUUAUGCUACUGCAAUUUAGGCUAUAACGGGGCCAGUUCUUGCGCAUUAGUUUCUUUUUCGGCAAGACUUUACGUUUUCGACGACAAUUCUUUAGAUCUCCUAUUUUCAGAUGCCCUGGCUAAUAUUUUAACAGAGAACGAUUUUACAAUAAAAAUUGAGAACAAAACAGAUGCGACCUGAAAACUUGAAAAAUUAAAUGAUACCAGCUAUUAUAUUUCUUUAAGCAUUGACAAAGUGAUUUCGAAAGGCUCUGAAGUCACUUUAACGUUUUUUAAUCUUACAGAUAUUAUUUCUGUGUCAGGCGGAAUUUUAAAUUCAAGUUCUUUGUCUUCAGAGCUCUACGCAUAUGACCCAGCUCCAUAUACUGCUGAAAUUUCAGCAAUCGCCUCUCAAACAAAGGCAGCUGUCCAAGUAGGUGUAGCGUUAGCGGCUGCUUUGUCUGUAGUAAACCCUACUCCAAGCUCGUUAUGAAGUAUGAUGAAUGCAUUGCAAAUUUUAAGCUAUUUAACCUUAUCAGGAAUUCCUUUAUCAAGCAAAAUGAUAGCAUUUCUGAACAGUCUUAAUUCGUAUAACUUAUUUCCAAAUGCUUUUGAGUUCGUGAUAGACAAAAAUGAAGGAAAUACUCCCUAUUCUCAAGCUCAAGAUUUUGGAUUUGAUACUGAUCUCAUCUUGCUUAAUGCAGGAAAUGACUUUACGAUCUUAUUGGCUUCUCUAGCAGUUUUUCCAGCUGUUUUUGUUUUUUCUCGAUGCUCGUAUAGAUGGUUUGGGAAUAAAUUCAUGAAGACAUUGAGGAAUUAUCAAUACGCGUUCUACUUAAGAUUUUGGAUCCAGUCAUAUCUCGAGCUAGAAUUAGGAUUAAAGAUUAUGGACUCCUUGCUUAACAUCAUACCUGAGGCAAGCUUAUAAAGAAGGUGUGCUUAGCUGCGGGAGCACCUUCCUGGAUUUUUCAACUUUUUUCAUUAGAGAUAGCUCUGUUCCGGCUUUCAGCAUAGUUCUUGGCACUUUUUCAGAACCUCGGAGUUCACAGUUUAGGGACUUGCGGCUGCUGCUUCAGUGACUGGAGUCCCAUUUAGGGGAUAAACUAGCUGAUGUUAGCGCCAGCUAUGCCUUCGUCGUUGAACUAGUGACCUCCAGGGGGGAAAAAGUUUUGUUUGCAAUAUGAGAAGACGCUAGUCCUCAUUGCUGAAAAGGAAGGCAAAAUCCAACCGAUUUCGAGCUAGGAGCUUCUGCAAUCAUUGGCCUUUUAACCUCAAGAUGAAGCAACUCGACACAAAUUACAAAUUUCGGUACCUGCAGCAUCGUCUAUUUAUUGUUGGCUGUCUCUCCUCCUUUGUUUUUUUAUUUUUCUUACAAGAACAAGCACAAAAUCCAGUCCCAGAACAAAGAAUUUACUUCUUUAUUCACUCCUCCCCUUUAAAUUGGAGCAAAACAUUGUAAAAUUUGCAUUUUUGGUUGCUUUAAUCCCUUUUAAAUUGGAACAAAAUUUAUUUUUAAUAGCAAAAUUUUAUCGAUGAAAAUAAUAAUUUUAUAAAAUUAGUUUUGACCUAAUUUAAUAGGCAAAAUGAAAGUAAAUGCUACUUAAACAGUUUUUACAAUGAAUCGCUUAAUUUUUUUAUUAUUUAGUUCUUCAUAAAAAUAAAUUAAAAUUUCAAAGUAUUCUCAAUUUAUUUUUUUCUUAUAAAAUUUAGUUUUGACCUAAUUGAAUCGAAAAAGUGCAAGAAGUAGUUAUUUAAACAAUUUUCACACCGAAUCGAUUAACUUUUUUAAUUAUUUCUUCAUAUAAAUUAAUUAAAAUUCUAAGUAUUGCCUCAAUUUAUAUUAUUUUAAGAUUUUAAAAUUGAAAAAGCUUUUUUAUAUAAUAUAAAAAUUUUUUAAAAAAAUAUUAACCCCCUUUAAAUUGAAGCAGGGUUUUGAUCCAGUUUAAAAGGGAGAGUCAGUUCUUUUUUCUAUGAGUUCAGAACUGAUAAAGGCCUGCUUGGGACGCAGUAUUACUUUGUCUUUUUUACAAGACGACUCAUAUAUAUCACAAAUUUGAUUUAUUUAUAUAAUUAUCCGCAAACCCAAGUGACUAUAAAUGUCGUUAUUUCUUUAAUUACUGUGAUGUAUCUUAGUUUUUAUUGGCCUUAUGAGGACAAAAUUCUACAAGUUUCAAAUUUAAUAACAGAGAUGAUGAUCGGCUUGAUCAUGGGAGGAAUUUCUAUUUAUAGCAGUUGCCCGAUGAUGGCGCUCAAUGCGCCAUCAUCGGGCAAACACCAGAUAAGGGUCCACAGUAGAAAUGGAUUCCACGUGUGGAGCCCUUUUUAACACGUGGAGAAUCCUCAUUUCCACGAGCCAAAAAGGGCUCCACACGUGGAACCCAUUUCACAUGUGGGCCCUUGUUUGGUGUUGCCCGAUGAUGGCGCAUUGAGCGCCAUCAUCGGGCAACUGCUAUAUCUUUUUGAGGUAGAUAACAGCACUGUUACUGACGUCGAAAGUGCAAUUAUUGUGGCUGUUGUUUUUACUAUGGCAGUCCAAGCCUCCUCCUCAGUCGCAAUUUUCGCUAGGACACUUUACGAAAUAAUCCGCAAGAAACUCACGAAAAACGGAAUGCUGAAAGCCACUGUAAAACCUUUUACAAAAAAGAUGAAAAAGGCCCAUCUUUAA
Molecule: messenger RNA, 11457 nt
Organism: Blepharisma stoltei
Lineage: Eukaryota; Ciliophora; Heterotrichea; Heterotrichida; Blepharismidae
Source: the annotation of a GenBank genome assembly